Rhodamnia argentea is the source of this 2363-nucleotide messenger RNA. Its product is annotated as jacalin-related lectin 20-like. Bases 16 to 2259 code for a protein of 747 amino acids. The transcript has 7 exons. NCBI's taxonomy places the organism in Eukaryota, Viridiplantae, Streptophyta, Magnoliopsida, Myrtales, Myrtaceae. The record is from RefSeq and is a predicted model, not a curated record. Gene Ontology annotation, molecular function: carbohydrate binding; ADP binding.
GUACAAGGUCUAGAAAUGGAUGAUAUUUACAGUAACGUCAAUGAGAUAAAAGAUAAACUCUGUCGAAAAAGGAUCCUUCUAGUUCUUGAUGACAUCACUAACAAGGACCAAAUUGAGUAUUUUGGCGCUGAAGAUCGAGAAUGGUUCCAAUGUGGGAGUAGAAUCUUGAUAACUACAAGAGAAGAACGGCUUUUGGGAGAUCUCAAAGUAGAUGAUAGGAUCAUGCUCCCCGGACUAGGUUCUAAGGAAUCACUCCAACUCAUGUGUCACCACGCCUUCUGCAAAGACCAACCUAAAGAAGGGUAUGAAGAGUUGUCCAAGAGUCUUGCGCAUUAUGCAGGCGGUCUGCCCACUGUUCUUAAGAGAUUUGGUUCCUUUCUUUCUAGGGAGAAAAAUCAGUGGCAAGAGAUAUUGGAGAAGUUGGUAACCCAUCCUCAUCUUUAUUCAAUCGGAAUACCUUUAUAUACAUUCUCCUCUCUUCGUCGCUCUGUAGGGCCAUUUGGAGGCCAUGGUGGAAGUUCUUAUGAUGAUCAAACAUACAGUGAUAUAAGAAAAAUAACAAUCAUUGUAACAUCAGUGAUCGAGUCCAUUACUAUUGACUAUGAUCAGAAUGGGUGUUUGGUGCGCUCACCAAGACAUGGUGGAUCUACUGACUAUGAUCAGAAUGGGUGUGUGGUGAGCUCGCUGAGACAUGGUGGGUUUUUGGAAGGCGAAAAAUGGGAGUUACCUUUAGAUUAUCCAAAUGAGUACUUGAUUUCCUUGUCCGGCUACAUUCGAGAAGAUUCUUAUUGGGUCAUCAACUCUCUUACCUUCCACAGCAAUAAGAGGUCAUAUGGGCCAUAUGGCAAUGAGAGAGGGAAGUUUUUCACGUUUCCACAAGUUGAUGGAAAGAUCAUUGGUUUUCAUGGAAGGUGUGGCUUUUCUCUGGAUUCCAUCGGAGCAUAUUUUGGACCUGUCUCUCAGCCAUACCCUUUCGAAGAUGUAGGGCCAUUUGGAAAUGGGGAAAACUGCUGGGAUGACGGCAAGCAUACAGAUGUGAGACAAAUUGUUGUAGUCUCUGGUUCUGCGGUUGAGUCUAUUAGUAUUACCUAUGAGGAGGGUCGUUCUUUCGGACAUGGUGCAAGUGACGGCGGCGAAAUAAAUACGAUAAAUCUGGACUGGUUGACUGAAUGUCUAACUUCGGUUUCGGGAUAUAUUGCGAAUGAUUCGGGUUCUACUAUCAUCCAUUCACUCACAUUUCAAAGUAACAAAAGAACAUAUGGACCAUUCGGGACUGAAAUCGGAAGGAAGUUUUCAUUUCCAGCGACUGGUGGAAAGAUCAUUGGAUUUUAUGGGAGUUCUGGUUCCCAUCUUCAAUCUCUUGGAGCAUAUUUCGAACCAAUAUCUCAUCUAUAUCCGAUCAAGCGUAGCGGACCAUUUGGAGGCCAAGGUGGACAGCCUUGGGACGAUGGAAAAUUUAACGGUGUAAAGAAGAUAAAGGUGAUGUUGGAAAGCGUUGUCCACUGCAUCUCCUUCGAGUAUGACGAUAAUGGCGAAUCUAUUUGGUCCUCUGCACAUGGUCACAGUGGCAACGGAGAUAUUCUUCUGGUUAACUUGGACUACCCUCUUGAGUUCUUGACCUCAAUAUCAGGUUAUAUCAGAAAUGACUGUUCUGUUAUUCAAUCACUCACGUUCGAAAGCAAUAUAAGAAGGCAUGGACCCUUUGGUAAGGAAGAAGGAAGCUUCUUUAGCUGUGAAUUUACGUGCCGCAAGAUAAUUGGCUUCCAUGGAAGGUCUGGUGUCCAGCUUGAUGCGCUAGGAGUCUACUCCGAACCAAUUUCUGAUCUUCCCCUCUUGAAAUCCAUUGGGCCGUUUGGAGGUCAAGGUGGGAGUCCUUGGGAGGAUGGAGAUAGCACCGGGGUGAGAGAAAUAAUCGUGAAAGGUGGAUUAGCUAUUGACUCCAUUACAGUUGAGUACGACAAGAAUGGCUCUGUGGUUCAGGGCCCUAAACAUGGUGGAGGUGGAGGACAUAAAACACUCAAGAUUAAACUCGAUUAUCCUCGAGAGUACUUGAUUUCAUUUUCUGGUUACUUUGGAGAUUUUUUCGGGUAUACUAUUGUUCGCUCCCUCGCAUUUCAGAGCAAUGAAAGAACUUUUGGGCCGAUUGGUGUGGAAGAUGGGAAGUACUUUUCUUUUCCAUCAACCGGUAGAAAGAUGGUCGGGUUUCAUGGGAGGUGUGGAAUCUAUCUUGAUGCACAUGGAGCACAUUUUGAGCCUUAAUAGGCUAAGCUUGAUGUACACCAUGCAAUCGAUGUUUCAGUUCACAUUCAAUGUGUAUCAUCACAUAAUCCCGUUUGAUGUAUCCUCCAAUAAUGAAGGGUGGA